Molecule: messenger RNA, 2382 nt
Organism: Anopheles cruzii
Lineage: Eukaryota; Metazoa; Arthropoda; Insecta; Diptera; Culicidae
Gene: stv
Product: BAG domain-containing protein Samui
Exons: 2
Coding region: 364-1470 (368 amino acids)
Molecular function (GO): protein-folding chaperone binding
Source: RefSeq, a predicted model, not a curated record
CACGGCCAACUUGGUACUUGGUGCAGCUGGGGAAAACUGGAGAGAAAAAUUGAUUUUCGCACUUCCAACCAAGUCGGCGCUCGUGAAAGUUGGUGCGAAACGCGAUCGGCCGUCGUAACACAGCCCGCGGAAGGACCCUCGAGACCCAGGUCGGACCACGGCAGUCUCGCGAACGGUGUGGAAAGUUCCAAGAAGUUCUAGAACAAAUCGGCCUGUGCCCGUGAGUGCUGAAGGUGGCGGAGGCGAACGGAGGCGGUGUGAGAGAGAGAGGAUUUCUAACGCACAGCGCAGACCGAAGGUUGCUCAUUGCACCACCGGAACCUCGGAAGGAUUGUUCCAUUUCGCUUGCAGUCGAACGUCAGAAUGUCGUCGCAGCAGGAGUCGUCCUCACAGCAGCAGCCCCAAGUGCGGCACAUUCCCAUCUAUGUCGAGGGCCGUUCGGAGCCGCUGCUGAAUACGAGUCCGAAGUCGCAGCCAUCGUCGGCGCACCCGUCCGCCCAACCAUCAUCACACGCACACGUGCCGCCGCAUCCAUCCGCGGGGGGUGACAGUUCGUUGCCGGACGAUUUGUUCAAGCAGAACUCAAUCUUCGAUCGGGAUCGCGAUAUACCGGUGCGAUCGGCUUUCAGCACCCCGUUCUUCAAGCGUGAGCCAUCGCCCGGUGCCAGCCGGACGUCCCCGUUUCCGGACAUGGCCAGCCACGUGCCCCACAUGAACACGAACGUGCCUCGCGGGUCUUCGAUUCCUAGGCAAACACCGUCGCCACCGACGGCGGCUGGUGCGAGCCAGGCCCACCACCACCAUAGCAAACAACCGCAACAACCGUCCACCACCUACCACCAACAGUUUCCGCCCCAGAGGCAUCCCCAGCAGCAGCAGCCGCAGCCGCAGCCGGCGCCGCCAGCAUACCAUUCGGAGCCGCAGCAGGCGGCACCACCGGCACCACAGCCACCUAUGACGGGCUACGAUCAGCCCGACAGCCGUCCGAAGCCGCCGCCUCCGGUUAAUGAUCCGACCAGUAAGAUUUCGAGAAUCCAGCAAGAUGUGACGGCCAUUUUCGAUCUGGUCGAAAAGUUUAAGGGCAGCAAGGAGGGCAAAAAGGACAAGACGUACAUCUACCUGGACGAGAUGUUGACCCAGAAUCUGCUAAAGCUGGACUCGAUCGACGUAGGCGAUCAACCGCAGAUUAAGUCGUCCCGAAAGGCGGCAAUCAGAAGCAUAACCACCUGCAUCGGGGUGCUGGAGCAAAAGGCCGAAGCAGGGGCCCUGGAGGCGGCGGCACCCGUUGGCAGCUCCAGCUCCAUUACCGGCCGGAACGAGGCCACCGCUAACGGAAUAGAUCCGCCCCAGGCUGGCAUGAACGGCCUCGAGCAGCACGCCGCCGAUAAGUCCGCUUCGAACACGUCAAUCUCUCACUCGUCGUCCAACUCUAGUCAGCAGCAGCAGCCGAUCGACGAUGCUAAACAGUAAACGACGGAGUACGAACGCUCCUAACACCAUUCACGAUCGCCUCUACACCAAUUUGCUUCCUCUUUCGGUGCUGCCGUGUGCGAUCGACGAGAUCGUCAUCGAACGGAUCUUGUUUUAACGUGCCCGCCGGGCACUGCUUUUUGUUAAGGCUCUAAGCUUCGCGAUUCGUCAGUUUUCUGUGUUUAAGUUGUUGCGAUUCGAUGCUUGUUACGGGGCCAUUUUGGGUGCCAGAUACUCCACGGUACCCCGAUGGUCCUAACACACACGCACACGCAAUCCGCAUGUUACGUUCGGUUGCCAUAGGGACGUUUUCUUAGCAAAAACCGAUAGAGGCACGGGUGCUGCAAAUAGUUUGGCGGGAACUAGGGAGUGAAGCGAACGCACGAGAUACUGUUGUGAUGGCCGCGUGAUGGUGUUAGCGAAGCCAAUGCCUAGAGCAGGAAAGAUAUUUAUUUUUAUUACUUUUAGCGCAUAAUUGUUAGACAUAAAGCAUGAGUUGAUUGCAAGAUAUUAGGCAAACGGAUAAAGAUAAAGUAAAGAAGAGCGCGAGAAUUGUUCUGUGCCGUCGAUAACCACCAUUUAACGAACCUAUUAACCAGUGAGGCGCCCGGGCGCAAGCGAAAGGGGGUCGAGACUUCUCAGCCUUCUGCGAGUGGGAUAAUUAGACAUGAGCGAUAUAAGGACACCAGGCAAACCCCAUUAACCGAGAAUAACUUUCAAGUUUAAUUUUAAUAAAAUCAAAAACAUUUAGAACAAUAAAACGAUUCCCCGGCGGGGGAUUCUCUACAGUUCGGACACGACGUUGGUAUUAGCUUACACGGACACACACCACUGUCCGCGCAGCAAACAUGUAUUAUCGAACGUUAUGGAACGUGUAGCAACAAGCACACCGAUGAAGGGAAACACAACGAA